This is a messenger RNA of Rhipicephalus sanguineus (brown dog tick), 2225 nucleotides long. RefSeq names its product translation factor GUF1 homolog, mitochondrial (gene waw). NCBI's taxonomy places the organism in Eukaryota, Metazoa, Arthropoda, Arachnida, Ixodida, Ixodidae. The record is from RefSeq and is a predicted model, not a curated record. Gene Ontology annotation, cellular component: mitochondrion. The coding region runs from base 170 to 2140 and encodes 656 amino acids. The transcript has a single exon. Gene Ontology annotation, molecular function: GTP binding; mitochondrial ribosome binding; GTPase activity. Gene Ontology annotation, biological process: positive regulation of translation.
CCAACUGAAGUAAUCUAAAAACGUUGCUCUAGGCCCGGCACUUGUCUAGGUUUUAUAGUGUGAAACUGUAUCAACUGCAUGAAAGUGGCCCGUGGCGGCUGCAAGGGCAGUGUCGCAGAGAACAAAUCGAACCACCGAACUACGAGGAACUUCCACAAGGUGUCUGGCUAUGCGGUGUUCUCUGUUGGUUUCUUCCCAGUGGUGCAGUCGAAGAAGGUGGAUCGAUUGUGUAUUUAAGCGGACGUGUGCGUUGCAGAGACACUGUUCUACGACUUCGGCCUCAAAUUAUGGCAAAGAACGCAAGUAUGACAUUGACCCUAGCCAGUUCCCUCAGAAUGUUGUGCGCAACUUCUGCAUCGUGGCCCAUGUGGACCACGGUAAGAGCACCCUUUCUGACCGCCUCCUAGAGCUCACGGGGACGAUAAAGCCCUCUCGGGACAACCAGCAGGUGCUGGAUCGACUCCCUGUCGAAAGAGAGCGGGGAAUCACCGUCAAAGCGCAGACCGCGUCCAUGGUAUUCCACAAAUCUGGUCACCCGUACCUUCUGAACCUUAUCGACACUCCUGGCCAUGUUGAUUUCAGCUACGAAGUACUGCGGUCCGUGUCAGUGUGCCAAGGUGUCAUUCUCUUGGUCGACGCCAAUCAAGGCGUUCAGGCCCAAACGGUGGCCAACUUCAACAUCGCCUUCUCCUCAGAUCUUGCCAUUAUACCUGUCUUGAACAAGAUAGACCUCAAGAACGCUGAUGUUCAGGGCGUGACAGCGCAAAUGGAAAAUCUUUUUGGUAUCGACGAGAAGGAUGUGCUCAAGGUGUCAGCUAAAGAAGGCGUUGGCAUUGAAGAACUUGUGAAUGCCAUUAUCGAAAGGAUACCACCGCCCAACGGCAACCCCGAUGCACCAUUUCGCGGCAUAUUGCUUGACUCGUGGUAUGACCGAUACCGCGGUGUUAUUGCGCUCAUUAUAGCCAUCGAUGGCACACUGCGACCAGGGGAUGAAAUCGUGUCUCAUGCGACAGGUACAACAUACACUGUGCGCGACUUGGGUUUUAUGAACCCUCUUGAAACUUCAACUGCGCUCUUGUGCACCGGUCACGCCGGAUAUCUGGUUGCAAACAUGAGGUCUCCCAAAGAAGCUCAUAUAGGUGACACACUGUCACACAAGUGCGAUCAUGUUAAGCCGCUUCCAAAGUUUCAAAAGUCAAAACCAAUGGUGUUUGCCGGUGUGUACCCUGAAGACCAGUCUAAAAAUAAUGAAAUGCGGAGUGCAAUUGACCGCCUUCUGCUCAAUGAUCCAAGUGUGCAAGUUUCUAUUGAAUUAAACCCUGCCCUGGGCCAGGGGUGGCGCCUGGGAUUUCUCGGUCUUCUCCACAUGGAUGUUUUCUGUCAGAGACUAGACCAAGAAUUUGAUGCACAGGUAGUCGUCACAGCUCCCAGCGUGAGUUACAAGAUCAAGGUGCAUGGAGCCAAACAGAUUAAGCACUAUGGCAGUGAAGUAAUUACCAUCAACAAUCCACUCGACAUGCCUGAUCCAGUGAUCAUCAGAGAAUACUAUGAACCCAUGGUCAUGGCUACAAUCAUCACUCCUGAUACAUACCUCAGCAAAGUGAUGAGCCUGUGUGCUGAUAGCCGAGGUGUUGCCAAGUCCACACAAAAUGUAGAUAACACAACGAUACUUCUCCAGUACAAAUUUCCUCUGAGUGAGAUUAUUGUCGAUUUUUACGAUGCACUCAAGUCUGUUACAUCAGGGUAUGCCAGCUUUGACUAUGAGGAAGCAGGCUAUGAGCUCACAGACUUAGUCAAAUUGAAUGUCAUUCUGAAUGGCAAAUGUGUCGAAGAGCUAACAACAAUUGUGCAUGCGAGCCGUGCUAGGCAGAUAGGUCGUUCUAUGCUUCUCAGAUUGAAGGAAAGCAUUCCUCAGCAGAUUUAUGCUGUUGCACUCCAGGCAGCCGUUGGUGGCAAAAUUCUGGCUCGUGAAGAUAUCAAAGCUCUUAAAAAGAAUGUCCUCGCAAAAUGUUAUGGUGGUGAUAUUACGCGCAAGUUAAAACUCCUGAAGAGACAUUCUGAGAAGCAAAAGAAACUUAGGACCAUUGGGAACAUCCAGAUUCCUCGCGAUGCCUUUGUUAAUGUUUUGAAGCGGACAUAAUUUGUUCUUCAAAAAGGAAAAGUGACUGUAUUCUCUCUUCUGGUGCUAUAAAUCUAGUUGAACAUUAAAAUUUAUGAUAGCUUUA